GCUCAUAUUCUGUGUCUGAACACCUCACCCGGAUGUACGCUCCUACGUUCUACGGAAGUAAACAAAUCUCGGGUGACGUGGAGCAACUGAACUUGAUCAACUGGAUUCUAAUCUACUGGUUUGAAGCUACUCUGGUGAUCGCAAGCUUUCCUUAUCUUUAUUUUAGAAUAAGAUCUCGUGUCUUUGUGACUUGAUAGCGAGUGACGAACUGGUUUUCAGAAGUUAAACCGCAGUAAAGAUGGCGGAGGAAGAGGCCAGCAGGCCGUUCGCCGGACUCUCCGACGUCUCCAUCCCGGAGGAUAUCCCGGUGGAAGGAGACAUUUCCGUGCCGAUGGGGGCCAACAAGCGGGAUGACGAGUAUUCGACUCUGGACGAGCCGGUGAAGGAGACCAUCCUGCGGGACCUGCGGGCAGUCGGGAACAAGUUUAUCCACGUCCUUUACCCGAAGCGCAGCUCAGCUCUGCUUCGGGACUGGGAUCUGUGGGGGCCCUUGUUGCUGUGCGUCACUCUGGCUCUGCUGCUGCAGGGUGGCGCUGCGGACAGCGACGACCAAGGAGGACCGCAGUUUGCUGAGGUCUUUGUUGUCAUCUGGUUCGGCUCCAUUAUCAUCACCCUCAACUCCAAGCUUUUGGGUGGAACAAUCUCUUUCUUCCAGAGCCUGUGUGUUCUGGGAUACUGCAUCCUGCCUCUUACUGUGGCCAUGAUCGUGUGUCGGAUCGUCCUGGUUGGCGGAUCAGGAACAGUCAGCUUUGUCGUGCGCCUUCUGGUGGUGACAGCAUCCUUUGGCUGGUCCACUUUUGCCUCCACAGCAUUCCUCGCUGACAGCCAACCCUCCAACCGUAAAGCUCUGGUGGUGUACCCUGUGUUUCUCUUCUACUUUAUCAUCAGCUGGAUAAUCCUGACCUUCUCGCCCUCGCACUAGACCCCACAGAGAGACUAGAGUUUUUGAAUUGAACUGGGAGGAGUUUUUUAAGACCAACACCAGAAUCUGCCUUUGAAGAAAAAACUACUGAGGUGACUGUGAUUGAGUCUAAUCUUCACAGGACACAAAGAUAAUUUCACUCCAAGCCCAGAUUCCCAGAAAAGGGCUUGAUGUUGUUCUACAGGUGGAGCUGUGGGUAGUGGUAUGUUCUGAUUCUUCUGGGUUGUCUCUGAAAAGCUGUAGAAAUGAAUGUCAAAGGCUCCUGUAGGACUAUUUCUCUUCCUCCUGGUCACUGGGUGUUUAGUUUUACCUAUUUGGAUGAUAUUUUAUUUUGUAAUGGGUCAUGUAUGAGAAAGUAAGAGUUCAGUUUGGGGCUCAAAUCAAGGACUUUUCUAUCCAUAAAGUAAUAGUGUAUGAUUUCUGAAGUGUUGAAUAUGGAGCUAAGAAGCAGCCAGGGCUUUUGACAACAUUAAAAAAGAUGCAUAAUAAAGGGCUGAAGUGCCAAAAACAAAAUGUUGACAUUAACUGAUGGAUGCAGCAGAUGAACAGAGACUCCUGUGUCCUGUGAGGAAAAUGUACUCAUUUUCCUAGAGACCUUUACAAAGGACAGUAACUUCUUAGUCAUGGUCAUGUUCACGAUUUGGUGUAUAAUAAAGUCUUGGAUUAAGUUUUAAGGGGUCCAAUUGAGAUUGAAAUAAACAAAAGUAAUUCUAUUUUUUUCAAUUGGGUUUAGUUUAAAUGUGUGUUGAUUCACCCUAGAUGUGACCAGAGAUGUAAAUGUGAAUGUUUGUAUCUGUAUCCAGCCGGCUGAUAGACAAGCGAACCCUCCAAAGGCUCUCCCUCAACCCUGUACAGAAACAAGGAGUAGAAAAUGAAUGAAUAUUGAGUCAAUUUUUAAAAAGUACAAAUUCUGUCAAAAUAACACAUUUACACUUUUCUUUGUAAAAACAAGUCAUGGAGAAGAUUCUCUUCAAUAUAUCAAAAGAGUUUAUGUGAAAAUCAAAAGACAACGGGAACCUGUUUUCCUUGCUCUCUUUUUCUGUGGACGAGCAUUGUGGGAAAUGCCUAAACACGGAUAUCUGUUGGGGAAAAUGUUGCAGGUUUGCAGCAGUAUCAAAAUAAAUGUCAUAGGGUUAAGUUUCUGUGUCAUGGUUGUAGGAAAACUAAGGACUAACCUUUGUAAGUGUUGCUGUCUUUGGUUGUUUUGUUUUAAUUUAUAUGUACUUACAACAAUGUCUGGAGAAAUAGAUUAAAAUCUGUUAUGGUGAAUACACACACA
This is a messenger RNA of Cynoglossus semilaevis (tongue sole), 2201 nucleotides long. RefSeq names its product Yip1 domain family, member 6 (gene yipf6). The transcript has 2 exons. Gene Ontology annotation, cellular component: trans-Golgi network; membrane. The coding region runs from base 239 to 922 and encodes 227 amino acids. Gene Ontology annotation, biological process: endoplasmic reticulum to Golgi vesicle-mediated transport. The record is from RefSeq and is a predicted model, not a curated record. Lineage: Eukaryota; Metazoa; Chordata; Actinopteri; Pleuronectiformes; Cynoglossidae.